Penicillium verrucosum is the source of this 3087-nucleotide messenger RNA. Its product is annotated as putative serine/threonine protein kinase (Kin4). Gene Ontology annotation, cellular component: cytoplasm. Lineage: Eukaryota; Fungi; Ascomycota; Eurotiomycetes; Eurotiales; Aspergillaceae. The transcript has 4 exons. The record is from RefSeq and is a predicted model, not a curated record. Gene Ontology annotation, biological process: microtubule cytoskeleton organization; protein phosphorylation; intracellular signal transduction. The coding region runs from base 1 to 3087 and encodes 1028 amino acids. Gene Ontology annotation, molecular function: tau-protein kinase activity; protein serine/threonine kinase activity; ATP binding.
AUGAACACUUCCCGUCAGCAGGCCGUGCCACUCCCCGCUCAUGCCUCAGAAGUAUCGACUAGCACAUCAUCUCCCGCGCCGAAGAAUGCGCACACAACCUAUCCCGAUAUGUUAGGUACACCCCCGGUUCCUCCUCCGAGGACCUCUUCCACCCAUCACAGUCGCCGCAAUCCAAAUGGAACCUCUACAGAUAAAACGAGUAGCUCCCGACAAGGAAAGAGCAGGUCAGAUCGAAAAGAAGGCCGUGAUCGCACGCGCGACGACCGAAAUGGUAGAUCACGGAGACACCAGCCUGAGGAGACAUCUCGCGAAGUGCAACAAUCAAGGACCGUACCCGUCACAAACCCCACUGAGUCAGAAAUGGACAGUGUCCAUGGCCGGGGGGACUUUGUAAAGGAACCAAGUGCGGAAGUCAAUUCUGUGCUGGCCCAUGACCAUCUUAUCGACCAACAGAGAGAACAGGUGCGACCAGCUGGCUCAGAAAAUGCAUCUUCAUCCGGAUUCGGUGCAGCUACCACCGACGGUGUGGAGGAAGCUCGUGGGCCUCGGAGUCGUCACGAUUACAAUAAUGGAAACAUUAUCAAGCGCAAGGAAACCACGUUUGGCUCGUACAUUCUCGGACAAACCCUCGGCGAGGGCGAGUUUGGAAAGGUCAAGCUGGGGUGGAAGCGCGAUGGCAGUAUCCAGGUGGCAAUCAAGCUCAUCCGGAGAGACACGCUGGGGACCAACCCGAGUCGACUACCAAAAAUCUACCGUGAAAUUGCCAUUCUACGUGAGCUAGCACACCCCAACAUUGUGCGCCUCCAUGAAAUGGUGGAAACCGAUCGUCACAUUGGUAUCAUCAUGGAAUACGCGUCAGGAGGUGAACUAUUUGACUACAUCUUAAAUAAUCGAUAUCUCAAGGAUAAUUCUGCACGCCGCCUGUUUGCUCAGUUGGUUUCCGGAGUCGGUUACCUGCACAAAAAGGGCAUUGUGCACCGUGAUCUCAAGCUAGAGAACUUGCUACUCGAUCGGAAUCGCAACAUCAUCAUUACUGACUUCGGAUUCGCCAAUACCUUCGACCCGGUGGAUCCUCUAGACGAGGAAAUAGAGUACAACCUGACAAACAAAGAAUACGUGAAACGGAAGCGCCUGGACAAGAUUGGCACAAAUGGGCUAAGGCGAGGCGAUCUUAUGCAGACCAGCUGUGGUAGUCCCUGUUACGCAGCACCCGAGCUUGUCGUGAGCGAUUCUUUAUACACAGGGCGGAAGGUGGACGUCUGGAGCUGUGGUGUGAUUUUGUAUGCCAUGCUGGCGGGAUACCUACCUUUCGAUGACGACCCAGCGAACCCAGAUGGCGACAACAUCAAUCUUCUGUACAAAUAUAUUGUGACUACUCCUCUCACAUUCCCCGAAUAUGUCACACCACAUGCACGCGAUCUGUUGAGACGGAUACUGGUUCCCGAUCCUCGGAAACGUGCAGAUUUAUUCGAAGUUGCCCGCCACAGCUGGCUCAGCGAGUUCUCGAACAUUGUCUCUCAUAUCACAAGCAGCACGACCAACGUUGUGGACAUUGCGAACACAACGAUUCCGUCUGAAACCCAAAAGGAAGCGCCGCCUCUUGUCCGCAGUGCCUCAGUGCGCGAACCACAGAAGACACAUCAGACUAAUCCUCCCGCUGUUGGUGGUUUGAACCAUCACGCUGGAGAUGUUUCUCAAGACCCCCCGCCCGAAAAGUCCAGGACUCCCCGCGAUGCGAAGCGGAGGACGGUACAAGUCGAAUAUGUUGCUCCCCAAUCACAGACGACCCGAGGAGAGCCUCCGGCGGAGCCGUCUGCAUCACGCAGCCGACCCUCGGCCCCAUCGGAAGUCCAAAUUGCGGCUUCAGUGCAACAGCCCCCAGAACCGGCACACCAGCCUGCAGAUGCACCGGCACUCAAUCUCAACAAGCCACUUCCAGCACACUUCCCGCGCUCGACUUCAGACAACGUUGCACUUUCUGGGUCGCAGCCGAAUGCGAUCUCCCAAGGGCCUCGGCCAGCCACUGGUGCAUCGAUGAACUCCCUUGGAAACACUGGUCGUUUGCCUUCUCGGGGCUCCUAUGGGCAACCGGUGGCCCCCACUGUUACCGCAACUAACACAGAAGGCCGCCUAGCACAGCCCAAGAGCAGGCAAUUUGCCCUUGCACAGGAUCCUGCGCAGGCAUCGAGCACAUCUAUAGGUCGUCCAAGCACUCAGAUCCAACAAUUGCCUUCAACAUUCAAUACUACUCCUCGACAAGAACCGCCGAAGGGCCACAAGAGGUCCAAUACUGUCUCCAGCCUAGGCGAGAAGCUUUUCGGUCGUUCUGCCGGACAAGCGUUACCCCCUGUCAGCAUGAAGGAUCCUCUACCAAGAGACAACUCUAGAAUGUCUAUGGACUCCCGCCGCUCGAUGCAAUAUCCCCACAACCGCAAGACGAGCGAGGCUGGGGCGGAAAAUCGCCCUCGUCGAUUCUCAUUACUCCCGCAAUCCUUCUCAUUCCGAGGUUUCUCUAAUACCCGGGCCCAAACCCCCGAAGAAACCUCACAAGUCUCUCGUCCCAUCGAUCCCCGUUCCCCGCAACGCCCCGCCACGGGCGCGGGUCCGGCGCCAGGUCGUUCCCGGGCGACAAGCUAUGGCACCCAGGAUGCCAUGGGAAUAGUCGACGAGGGACCCGGUGAGGAUGUACACACCGAACCUGAGCCGCUUAGCUACGAGGCGCAGAUCGAUCGACAGUUUGCAGACCUGGGAUCUCAAUUUGAUCACCAAAGUGGUUCGUUUGGAGUUCCCUCGGCUGAGCAAGUGUACCUGAACUCCGCAGACCACUCUAUUCACCAAAACCACUCGUCUAAGCCAAGCUACUACGAUGAUUACAACGGCCCGUAUGACAACAUGCCUAGGCAGUCCAUGCAGGUUGGUCGAUCAGGACGUGGGCCGGGUGUUUUGCAGAAAAACCACCGCAAAUUCGCCGACGCCUACGAAUAUGAGCGCGAUGGGUCUCACCAUUCCGGCAGUUCUGGGGCAGCACGGAAAGUCAUGGACUUCUUCCGAAGACGUGCCAAGUCCCGCGCCGGUGACGACCGUUGA